Lemur catta (Ring-tailed lemur) is the source of this 2394-nucleotide messenger RNA. RefSeq names its product ETS variant transcription factor 4 (gene ETV4). Lineage: Eukaryota; Metazoa; Chordata; Mammalia; Primates; Lemuridae. Gene Ontology annotation, biological process: regulation of transcription by RNA polymerase II; cell differentiation. The record is from RefSeq and is a predicted model, not a curated record. Gene Ontology annotation, cellular component: nucleus. Bases 267 to 1724 code for a protein of 485 amino acids. The transcript has 13 exons. Gene Ontology annotation, molecular function: DNA-binding transcription factor activity, RNA polymerase II-specific; sequence-specific DNA binding.
GGGGGGAGAGAGCGCCGAGGCCCAGGCAAAGGAAAUGCACCAAUCAGCUGCUCCCCCGGGCUCACAACUGUCUGCGGCGCCCGGAAAACAAGCCGGUGCGCGGGGGACGCGGGGCCGGGGCCGCCUCGCUCCGGCCUAGCCCGGCGGCCCUCGGUGCCGGCCCUGGGGUACGCUUGGGAGCCCCCUCGGCUCCAGCACAGACGCCCCGGCCUCAGGUCUCGGCCCCCGCGCGGGGCCCCGGCCGUGCGGCCGGAGGGAGCGGCCGGAUGGAGCGGAGGAUGAAAGGCGGAUACUUGGACCAGCAAGUGCCCUACACCUUCUGCAGUAAAUCGCCCGGAAAUGGGAGCUUGCGCGAAGCGCUGACGGUCCCGCUGGGGAAGCUCAUGGACCCGGGCUCCCUGCCGCCCCCCGACUCCGAAGAUCUCUUCCAGGAUCUAAGUCACUUCCAGGAGACGUGGCUCGCCGAAGCUCAGGUACCAGACAGUGAUGAGCAGUUCGUUCCUGAUUUCCAUUCAGAAAACUUAGCUUUCCACAGCCCCACCACCAGGAUCAAGAAGGAGCCCCAGAGUCCCCGCACUGACCCGGCCCUGUCCUGCAGCAGGAAGCCGCCACUCCCCUACCACCAUGGCGAGCAGUGCCUUUAUUCCAGUGCCUAUGACCCCCCCAGACAAAUCGCCAUCAAGUCCCCUGCCCCUGGUGCCCCUGGACAGUCGCCCCUGCAGCCCUUUCCCCGGGCAGAACAACGGAGUUUCCUGAGAUCCUCCAGCACCUCCCAGCCCCACCCUGGCCAUGGGUACCUCGGGGAACACAGCUCCGUCUUCCAGCAGCCCCUGGACAUGUGCCACUCCUUCACAUCUUCCCCGGGAGGGGGCCGGGAGCCCCUCCCAGCCCCCUACCAACACCAGCUGUCGGAGCCCUGCCCACCCUACCCCCAGCAGAGCUUCAAGCAGGAAUACCAUGACCCCCUGUACGAGCAGGCGGGCCAGCCACCCGUGGGCCAGGCCGGGGUCAAUGGGCACAGGUACCCAGGGGCGGGGGUGGUGAUCAAACAGGAGCAGACAGACUUCGCCUACGACUCAGAUGUCGCCGGGUGUGCAUCAAUGUACCUCCACACAGAGGGCUUCUCCGGGCCCUCUCCAGGUGAUGGGGCCAUGGGCUAUGGCUAUGAGAAACCUCUGCGACCAUUCCCAGAUGAUGUCUGCGUUGUCCCUGAGAAAUUUGAAGGAGACAUCAAGCAGGAAGGGGUUGGAGCAUUCCGAGAGGGGCCACCCUACCAACGCCGGGGUGCCUUGCAGCUGUGGCAGUUUCUGGUGGCCCUGUUGGAUGACCCAACGAAUGCCCAUUUCAUUGCCUGGACGGGCCGGGGGAUGGAGUUCAAGCUGAUUGAGCCUGAGGAGGUUGCCAGGCUCUGGGGCAUCCAGAAGAACCGGCCGGCCAUGAAUUACGACAAGCUGAGCCGCUCGCUCCGAUACUAUUAUGAGAAAGGCAUCAUGCAGAAGGUGGCUGGCGAGCGUUACGUGUACAAGUUUGUGUGCGAGCCCGAGGCCCUCUUCUCUCUGGCCUUCCCGGACAAUCAGCGUCCGGCUCUCAAGGCUGAGUUUGACCGGCCGGUCAGUGAGGAGGACACGGUCCCUUUGUCCCACUUGGACGAGAGCCCCGCCUACCUCCCAGAGCUGGCUGGCCCUGCCCAGCCCUUUGGCCCCAAGGGUGGCUACUCCUAUUAGCCCCCAGCGGCUGCUUCCCCUGCUGCAGGCGGGUGCUGCCCUGUGUACAUACAGAUGAAUUUGGUGUUGGGGAAACCUUCACUCCAAAACCCACAGAUGUCUCUGGGGCAGAUCUCCACUGUCCCAUCAGGCUGCUCCCGAGUCACCAGGAAGGAAAAGUGGAGAAAGGGCAAAUCUAAAGGUGGCGUCUUGGGACUCCCUGGGGGUCCCCCUUUGCCCCGGGGAGUCCAGCUCGGCCUCCUCCCAGGUCCUGCUUAGAGGCCCGAGCCCCACUCCCUUUUCCCAACCACAGAGAACAAGAGUUUGUUCUGUUCCAGGGGACAGAGAAGGAGCUUCCCUAUUUUAUUCUGGCAGUGGGGUGAGGGGGUUCAUUGAGCUCCCCAGAUCUCCCACUGUGGGGAGACUGAAGCCUGAACUCUGCACUCUGCCCCAAGCUGUGGCCCUGGGGGGCCUCUGUGGUCAGUUCUUGGUGCUCUGUUCCCAGAGGCAGGGAGAGGGUGAAGGAAGGAACCUGGGAUGUGGCGUGCUGGGUGGAGGCAGGGAGGGAUGGGUUCCUGCUCCAAGGGGCCCUAGCCUCCCCUCUGCCUUCCCCUAGGCCCAAGCCUGGGGUUCUACUUCUACUUCCACCACAUCUGCCAGACCUUAAUAAAAGCCCCUGCUUCUCCUGUUA